GUCAAAACUCAAAACAUGAAACUGUCACUUGUCAAGCGACCGAUGUGAUAAGAUACGUCAAAAAUUCCUUGAUUUUUUUUGUUUUCCUAAUAUUUUGAUAAUAUACUAUUUACGCUACUGAAUUCAAAAACUAAUUUACAUUUUCCGCGUUGCUCGUCGACCUAUUGACUUUGAGUUGCACACGGAGUUGCGUAUGAUGCUUUCUGAUAUGCAGCCGUUUACAGCUUUUAUGAAUGUCGAGAGCACCCGCUCUUAUAUGGACGAUUUAUAUUCCCAGGAUCCUAAUAAAUGCUUAUCAUCGAUAAUAUGCAUCAAGAACUCCGUCAUAGGAUCAAAUCGCCAAAAAGAAAGCGUAAUAGCCCAGGGCAUAGUUCCACGUCUCAUAGCACUGUUGAAGGAUAAAGAAAUGAAGUCCGAAGUUCGGAUAGAAGCUGCGGUGACCAUUGGCUCUCUUGCCAAAGGUACAGAAGACCAUAUUGAACUUCUAAUAAACUCUGGAAUAACACAAGUUUUGUUGGAGCUUUUGGAUGAAUCAGAGGCGAGAUUGAUAGACUCUUGUCUAUGCUGUUUGCGCACUCUUUCACACAACUCCAAGAUCACUGAAACAAACUACACACCCCAACACUUGACCAAAUUGUUGGCUUAUGCUGGUGCUAGAGAAAGUCUGCAGCGCCAAUCAUGUGUAGCAAGUAUCUUAAGUGCAAUAUGCAAAGGUACAUCAGAACAAAAUGCUCUAUGCUCUGUUGGAGCUCCAGCAGUUCUGGCUGCCUUAUUGUCAGUCCAAAAUUAUUCUGUAAGAAUACCAGUCGUAACGUGCUUGGCUACUAUGUGUUUCAACAACUCUGCAGUUGCAUUAGAGAUAGUGCACACCUCGUGCAAAGAUAUAAAGGUACCUAAUUAUCUGGCUACUUUGAUAUCAAGAGAUAGGCCGAUUGAGAUGCAACUUGAGGCAGCCAAAUGUCUCACCAAUCUGCAUAGAGCUGGAGCAAUACCAGCUUAUGAUCCAAUUAUCACUUACAGGACCUUGCCCUGUUUGGUUCGACUAUGUCAGGUAUGUAUUAAUGAUAUAACAAUUUAUACUUCUCUUACCUACUGGUAGGGAAGUAUUGUAAUCACAAAAAUUUUCAAUAAUGGGAUAUUAUUUUUUAAUGUUAUAUGACAUCU
Molecule: messenger RNA, 1164 nt
Organism: Acanthoscelides obtectus
Lineage: Eukaryota; Metazoa; Arthropoda; Insecta; Coleoptera; Chrysomelidae
Source: the annotation of a GenBank genome assembly